AUGGCUCGAUCCAGCGCACAUCUGAAUGGAAUGUCAAAUCGCUUGAAUUCGUCAUCACCACGAGCCCGAUUCCUCGGCAUGGUUGUCGGUAUGGCCAUAUCCGAUCUUGUGGACAAGCCAGGAUCUAAAAUGAACUUUGACAUUGAAGACCUGAAGACGCCGGAAGCGCAAUGGUACCAGAGGCUUAUCAAGGUCGACGACAAGAUUGGUCACUUUGAAGAUAUCGAGGAAGCUUUUGGCGCCAACAAGCUUACAGAAGGAACCACUGCAAAACUCCAACCGACAAAGAAGCCCACCCAGUCGAAGCUGACGCCCAAGCCUAUCAUCCAAGAGGAACCUCAAGGACCUAGGAUCAUGGAAGUCCUGGAUGACUCCGAGGAAGACGACGAUCUCAUUCCUUACGCCAAGCCAGACUCUGAUCAUGAAGACGAGGAUGAGGAUCCGACCAUGAUCAACCGUGACAAGCCAAAGGCGCCAGUAUAUAUCCGAGAUCUAAUGGCUGGACUGAACGACUCUGAAAAUUACGAACGACACAGUCUGGCCUUGCAAAGUGCUGCUGCUCUGAUCCGUCGCAAGACUUCUUUCGGCAAAGAAGUCAGUGAUCAUGCGCUUGAGCUCGCAUCGAUCCUGGUAGGACUUGGCGAUACAUUCGACAUGGAAGACUUCUUAGAACUGCGUUUGCAGGCACUGAUUGCUGUACUGAUAUCGAGCCCCGCACAAAUGGCGCCAUGGUUCGCACGACAAGUCUUCGAUGGAGACUACUCCUUGAGUCAACGCACUACCGUCCUGAGCGUUCUGGGGCUGGGUGCGCGAGAGCUGGCAGGCUACAAAGAUGAGGACGAGGAACUCAAUCCGAAGAUUGCAGCAACCUCGUUCCCUAGCAAACAGCUUCCUGAAAGACUACACAAGAUGUACACUGCUGAGAGGAACGCACCAAUCGCUCGAAUCGCGUCCAAGCUAGAAAGAUCCAUGAUACAGCCCAUGGCGCUAGAUGCAGCCGACAAAAUGUCUGGACCCAACAUCCUAAAAGUCAGAACGUUCUCAUCACGUAUGGAAGUGGAAAAGAAGAGAAAGAAGGUAAUACCGAACGCAUUAGCCAAGAUUGUCGCAGAAGGCUUCUUCUUCCCUCUGACCGGACGAUGGUGGCAGAAUUUGCAGGCAUACGGAGCGGAAAACGUGCAUUUCCAACCUUUCUUGCUUAGCACCUAUCUCAAGACUCUGUCACUGAUUUUACACGCGGCUGGAUCAGGAACAAUCAGUCUUCCUCAGAUGACGGCAGAAUUUUGGGAAUUGAUCUUGAGUAUUAGAACAAAUGCGUUGGCAGAUGUCAGUGUGUUGGAGGCUGUGCUCUUUGCGACUCUCACUUUGCUGGACAUGAAUGACGACAAACGCCGACUGGCAGAAGAGCAUUCGAAACAGCUGAUUGAGACACAAGAGUGGGUGGAACUUGUGUUUGAUAGGGUUGGUGGAGGUGAUGAAGAGGGCGAGAGGAUUCGGAUGCUGGCUGCCAGUGUGUUGAUGAAGACUAGAGAGGUGGUUGACAAGUAUCAACGCUUGCUGGUUGGCGACCUCGUAGACUACUGA
This is a messenger RNA of Aureobasidium namibiae CBS 147.97, 1584 nucleotides long. RefSeq lists its product as uncharacterized. Bases 1 to 1584 code for a protein of 527 amino acids. Gene Ontology annotation, molecular function: Hsp90 protein binding; telomeric repeat DNA binding. Gene Ontology annotation, biological process: telomere maintenance via telomerase; protein stabilization. Gene Ontology annotation, cellular component: cytosol. The record is from RefSeq and is a predicted model, not a curated record. Lineage: Eukaryota; Fungi; Ascomycota; Dothideomycetes; Dothideales; Saccotheciaceae. The transcript has a single exon.